AGAGUGGGGACAAAGAACUCCGCCUCGUACGUUUAUGACUCCGCUGAACUGGAAGCUGUGGAGGCACAGAAGGUGUGUUGGUCAUCUAAAUACCCAGACACUAAUUUCAUGGACACUGUGAUGGCACCAACAGCCAGGUAGCGCAUUCAUUUAAUAUUCUUAUUCCUUCAGCACUUCCAGUCCACAAAUGCCAGUGGCGACGUCGUCACCAAUCACACAGUCAAAUAGGCAGACUACUAAGGAAAUCACUGAUUCCUAUGACAAAUCGGUGACUGAGUCGCACUCCCUUAGCGAAAGAGUGAAGUCCAUUGAAGGAAAACUUGAUUUCUUGAAUGGAAAAAUGGCUUGCUUUCAAGAAGAAAUGCAGUCACUUAGUAAACUGGUGAGGCAGUUUGUUUCAGCAAAUAAGUCGGGCGACGUCACCACCUUAGGAACCGGGAAGUCGUCAAUUGACAAUAGUCAACUGCAAUUCCCCUUGACGACUGAAGAAGAGUUUAACCAACUUGAAGCUUCAGUGAGAAACCCAAAAUUCAGAGAUUCUUUCAUGACAAAACUGGCUGAGAAUUUAUCGUACAAUCCGCAGUCUUCCUUGAAACGAAUGCUGAAUUACAUAUGGGAGCCUAAGCUGUCAAGUCGCUUCACUGCGUACGGAACAUCGAAGAAGCUAGCUCUCUUAAAAUGUCACUUCUAUAAAGUUAUAACGUGUAAGCGUGCUUUAUUUAAAUAUUUCUUUCAGCCGUCAUUGUCAGCAAGUUCGCUUCUGCUACGAUGCCCGAGGACGAAGUUAUAAAAUCUUUGAGAGAUACUACUAAGGCCUAC
Molecule: messenger RNA, 819 nt
Organism: Trichobilharzia szidati
Lineage: Eukaryota; Metazoa; Platyhelminthes; Trematoda; Strigeidida; Schistosomatidae
Source: the annotation of a GenBank genome assembly